CGGGUUGGCGGGGAGUGAGGCGGCAGCACCAUGAAGGCCUCGGGCACCCUGAGAGAGUAUAAGGUAGUUGGAAGAUGCCUGCCUACUCCCAAGAGUCCAGUGCCACCUCUUUAUCGGAUGCGCAUCUUUGCUCCUAAUCAUGUCAUAGCAAAGUCCCGAUUCUGGUACUUUGUUUCCCAACUGAAAAAGAUGAAGAAGUCUUCUGGAGAAAUUGUGUACUGUGGACAGGUCUUUGAAAAGACCCCUCUUCGGGUGAAAAACUUUGGCAUCUGGCUGCGCUACGAUUCCAGGAGUGGGACCCACAACAUGUACAGGGAGUACAGGGAUCUGACCACUGCUGGUGCUGUCACUCAGUGCUACCGAGAUAUGGGGCCCCGUCACCGUGCCAGGGCCCACUCCAUCCAGAUUAUGAAAGUGGAAGAAAUUCCUGCCAGCAAAUGCCGCCGGCCUGCAGUCAAGCAGUUCCACGACUCCAAAAUCAAGUUCCCGCUGCCCCACAGAGUCCUGCGGCGCCAGCACAAGCCACACUUCACUACCAAGAGGCUCAAUACCUUCUUCUAA
Messenger RNA from Dromiciops gliroides (monito del monte), 561 nucleotides. Its product is annotated as 60S ribosomal protein L18a-like. Gene Ontology annotation, biological process: translation. Bases 31 to 561 code for a protein of 176 amino acids. Gene Ontology annotation, molecular function: structural constituent of ribosome. The record is from RefSeq and is a predicted model, not a curated record. NCBI's taxonomy places the organism in Eukaryota, Metazoa, Chordata, Mammalia, Microbiotheria, Microbiotheriidae. Gene Ontology annotation, cellular component: ribosome; cytosolic large ribosomal subunit. The transcript has a single exon.